Molecule: messenger RNA, 429 nt
Organism: Toxotes jaculatrix (banded archerfish)
Lineage: Eukaryota; Metazoa; Chordata; Actinopteri; Toxotidae
Product: hepcidin-like
Exons: 3
Coding region: 69-323 (84 amino acids)
Biological process (GO): intracellular iron ion homeostasis; defense response to bacterium
Cellular component (GO): extracellular region
Source: RefSeq, a predicted model, not a curated record
GGCGGUGAGAAGAGCCACCAAGACAUCUGAAGACAUCUUAACAAGCAACCCACUUCUACUCUCUGAAGAUGAAGACGUUCAGUGUUGCAGUUGCAGUGGCCGUCGUGCUCGCUUGUAUUUACAUUCAGCAGAGCUCUGCCACAUUUACUGAGAUACAACAGCUGGAGGAGGCAAUGAGCAACAACAAUCCAGUUGCUGAACAUCAAGAGACAUCAGUGGACUCAUGGAUGGUGCCAUAUAACAGACAGAAACGUGCCUUUAAGUGUCGCUUUUGCUGUGGCUGCUGCAGGCCUGGUGUCUGUGGACUGUGCUGCAAAUUCUGAGGAGGAUUCCUGCUCCAACAACCAUUAAACAUUCAUUCAAGCAGUUUUAUCCUUUGAAUGGUUCUGAUGGUUGUAAAAUUGUGCCGAUGUUCCUGAAUUUGGUCAU